Messenger RNA from Stegostoma tigrinum, 9400 nucleotides. RefSeq names its product family with sequence similarity 135 member B (gene fam135b). The transcript has 20 exons. Bases 445 to 4707 code for a protein of 1420 amino acids. The record is from RefSeq and is a predicted model, not a curated record. Lineage: Eukaryota; Metazoa; Chordata; Chondrichthyes; Orectolobiformes; Stegostomatidae.
CGUGCGGUCGGUCAGGGAGCAGAGCCACCGAGGAGUCGCAGGCAGAGGGCAGGAGAAGCAGAGAACUCCGGGUGUUGAUGCAGUUGGCCCCCUCUCUCCUUCACUUUCCUCAUUAUUUUGGAUGCCGUGUUUUAGUUGUUGCUGUGACUGACGUGACGUCAGCAGCCCAGAAGAGAUUUCCUUCACAACCGAUCUCCAGCACCCAGAGAGACAGAGCCUGGCUAUUGGUAACAGAGAGGGAGAGAGACUGAUUCUGAGGAAGGCAACAUGGGAAACAUUCUGUAUUCUGGAAAGAAACAAAAAAAGAUGAACACGGCAACAGAAACAUUGUCCAACUAAGAGUGAAAUAAUAAAAGGAGAGCAAAUCUUUCCUUUGGAAGGGACGACAAGAAAAAAAAAGCAUCCCGCAGAUCUCUGGAAACAGGUGAUGCUCUUGGACGGAUCAUGUCUGAAGUACAAGGAACCGUUGAGUUUUCAGUUGAAUUGCACAAAUUCUACAAUGUCGAUCUCUUUCAGAGAGGGUAUUACCAGGUGCGGGCAGCUCUGAAAAUCCCACCCCGAGUUCCUCACAGGCUGACAGCAACACUGACAGGACCCCCAGGUGAUUCGGUCCCCGGUCAGCCCUUCAUUCAUGACAACACAGCCUACAGCAAGAUAUUCCAGAUCUUGUACAGAAAUGAAGAGAUCAUAGUGAACAACUCCAGCCUUUUCAGAGUUCACCUCUUAUUGGAUGGAGAGAGGGUGGAAGAAGCAUUGAAUGAAGUAGACUUUCAGCUGAAGCUUGACCUGCAUUUCACAGACUCUGAACAGCAGUUGAGUGACAUUACAGGAAUACCCUUGAUCAGCAGCCGAAGACUGGGUCUUCACUUCCAUCCCAGGAGGGGCUUACAUCAUCACAUACCUGUGAUGUUUGACUAUUUCCACCUCUCUGUCAUUUCCGUUACUGCACAUGCAUCACUUGUUGCUUUACACCAGCCCUUGAUAAGUUUUCCUCGACUAAGCAAAGGGAUCUGGCUUGGGAAAAAUGGUCAUGAGAUGGAACCGAAUGUAUCAAAUCUUAAUCUCGAAAACCUCAUGUUUGGGUCUAGCUAUUACAAACAGCUUACAGUCGAGGGGAGCAGUAAUGUCACCUCUGAGGAUUGUAUGCAACACGUAUACCGAUGGCAUGAAAAUCUCUGCCGAACUUUACUUUCUGCUUACAAGGGACUUCUUUGCUACUUCAGUGCAAUCAUGAAACAGAUCCCAGAACUUCAUCAGAUUCAACUGGAGGACUGCCUCAUCGAAGAAACAUUGUGCCAGCUUCACAUUAACUUGCAGAUGUUUAACAGCCCAGACAAAGUGGCAGAACAGAUCAGCAGGGACCUGGCCCAGCUCUGUUCCUGUCUUGCAGCACUGUGGAGCCAGUUCCUAGACAGUAUGACACUCCAAACAGAUGUUACAGCUUUCUUAAGCCAAGAUCAUCACAGUUUAAGGGUAAGAAGAUUCUCAGAGGCUUUUUUCUUCAUGGAGCACCAGAAGCAGAUGGCACUUACAUUUCAGGAAUAUGUAAUCCAAAGGCAUAGUCAGAUUGCAGCAGCUGUCAGAAAUUCAUCCUACCUCACCAGUAUGCCUCCACUGCCCAUUGAGUGUCUGGAUAUAGAUGGCGAUUGGAGUAAUCUUCCUAUUAUAUUUGAAGACCGAUAUGUAGAAUCUGUUUCUAAAGCCAGCUACAUGUUUGAUAGUGACGCAUCUGACAGGGAGAUGGGAUCGAAAGUGAAUCAUGUGAUGGACACAAAGAUUUCAGAAUUUGGAAGCUUGCCCAUUAAAGUAAAGGGAUACCAGCAAAUUCAUGAUGGUGUAUUGAAUUCUGAGGCUUUGAAGGUGCUUGCAACAAGGACAUCUGGAACACAGACACUGAAUGAAACUGUUUCCUUGGAAACGAUGUACAACUCUGUGGAUUUGGCUGCUUUUGCCAGCCAAGAAUAUGAUGAAUUUAGUGAGAAUGAAACCAAAAGUAUUCAGACCUCAGAGGCGGCUAGUUUGGUUGGACAGUGUCAAGGGGAGCUCUCUACAAUCUAUGAAAAUCAUUCUGAAUCACUCCAACUGAAUGAAAAGUCACUGACUCCUGAGCAGCAAGAAACUGUCUCUGAAUGCAUUGAGACCAAAUUAGUCAAACAGUUGGGAUCAACAUCAGGCUUGAUGUAUAUUGAGGUAAAACCCAGCACCAAGGAUCCUUACCAGGGUGAGACUGUGUUAGUCUGUUCUCCAAAUGGGACAAAUACCAGUGAAUGCUCUGCCUCUAAUGACACUGAAAUUAAUCAGCAGGAGGAAUUCAGUGAAGUAGAUUUGGACUUGCCGUGUUCUGUUGUUAACUCUGAGCAUGUGGACAGUGAGUCUGUUGAACACGAAUUUAUAAGAAGAAGAAUUGAGGGUACUGACUAUCCCAUUAUAACUGGGGCCAUGAAACGAUCUCUUUCGUUAAUAUCUGAUUCAGGGAUAGAGAGUGAACCCAGUUCAGUGGCUUGGUCAGAGAUGCGAAAACCACUGGAUUCAUCUAGUGACCGGGACCUCGUGCACCAGAUAGUUAGAGCACAAGCAAUCCACAGGAAUUCACUAGAAGGUGGUCAGACCGAAAGUGGCACCAGUUUGCCCAGUGGGAUCCAGGCUUCUUUGACAUCAAUCAGCUCGUUGCCUUUUGAGGAUGAAGAGGAGGUGGAACUCAGAAAAUUGACCAAAUCUGUCUCAGCCCCACAGAUCAGUAGCUCAGAUCAAACAGGUGAAGCCCCUGAUUCUUUACCGCAGCAACAGAUAGCUGACGAAAAUCAGUGGCUGAGUAGGCAUCCCUUGGAGGAGGAAAGGGAAGAGCAACAUGAGAUGUGUUCAGUUCAAAGAGAAUGCGGUGAGGAUUCUGAUUCCCUGUCAGAUAAAGAGAUCCCGCCUAAACAUUUAGAAGAUUCAGUACUGAAUAGUAGCAGCAAAAUGGAGCCCAUCAAAAAUACCACCAUUUUGGCAAGAGAUCAAUGGUAUUCCUCUGAAAUGAAUAAUAAUAUUGACCAGCGUCCAAAUGUAUUCAGUGCUGAUCGCCGUAACGAUUCGAUAAGUCACAGUGUUAAAGAGCAUGUGUGUAAGGAAGUGGAUUUUAAUAGAUUAUUAGACACAGAUGUUGACACAUCUGACCCUGACAGUCACACAGAAGAGAUUAAAUUCCUUUCUGCUGAACUGCAAAGUGGCAAUCAUGGGUCAUUUAGCGAUGAGUUGCCAAAUGCUGUAUUUGUUGCAAACAGUAACAAUGAGCUAACAACGUGUGAGUUGGUGACACAACCUGACCUGCAGACAGAGGCUUUGGAGCUGACCAAUGUAGCAUUCAGCGAUGUCCCUUCUCCCGACAGAACAUGUCAUGAAGAAACUCCCUGCCUAUACAAAGGAAAACUAGAAAUGGAGCAGCAAUGUGAUAGCUGUACAGGAAUACAAGAGGGAAGUGAAAACCCGUCAGCGCAUACCAACAACAGUGAAUUUCAGCCUCUGGUUCAUGGUGGAAAUUCCUCUGGAACUGGUAACUCAGGCAUGGUCUUUGAGAAGACGAACGUGGUUGAGGUGGUCAAUCUUUCCGUUUCAUGCACAGCCACGUGUCUGCCAUUUUCUUCCAUGUUGAGGGAUUCUCCUGUUUCCUUUCCCUCAAAGCAGUUAGCGUCUCCAAUUACUAGACAGCCCAUCGGCUCAUUUGGCAUGGUCUCUUCUACUUCCCAGGAUGCUGAUGCAGAAAUCAAUGAGAAAAUGGCGAGUUUUAUUCAAGCCAAAGAAGAGUUGCUAAAGGGACUGAAGUUUGAAGGGUUGUUGUACAGUAAUCUGCCUCUUCUGGCUUCCAAUAUCCCUUACUUCACUCCAGAGGAAGAGGAGGAGGAGGUGAAUUUGGAAGAGGGAAUCCACCUGAUUAUCUGUGUUCAUGGAUUAGACGGUAACAGCGCAGAUUUGCGACUUGUGAAGACGUUCAUUGAGCUGGGACUUCCUGGUGCCAAGCUGGAUUUCUUGAUGUCUGAAAGGAACCAGAGUGACACCUUUGCUGAUUUUGAUGCAAUGACUGAUCGACUCUUGGAUGAAAUUAUCCAACAUAUCCAUCUCUACAAUCUGACAAUAUCCAGAAUAAGCUUCAUUGGCCACUCACUGGGCAACAUCAUCAUUCGCUCAGUGCUGACACGGCCAAGGUUUCGAUGCUACCUGAACAAGCUGCAUACCUUCCUGUCACUUUCCGGGCCUCAUCUGGGAACACUAUAUAACAAUAGCACAUUGGUUAGCACAGGUCUUUGGCUCAUGCAGAAGCUGAAAAAGUCUAGCUCACUGUUGCAGCUAACGUUCAAGGACCAGGCUGACCCUCGCAAGACUUUUCUGUAUAAACUCAGUGAAAAACCAGGUCUGCAGUACUUCAAGAAUGUCAUGCUGGUGGCAUCAACACAGGAUCGAUAUGUUCCUUUUCAUUCUGCCCGGAUUGAAAUGUGUAAGACAGCACUAAAAGAUAGACAGACUGGUUCUGUCUACACUGAAAUGAUCAACAAUCUCCUUCGGCCAGUGACAGAGACUGAGGACUGCACUUUGAUACGCUAUGACAUUUUCCACGCACUGCCAAACACCGCCAACGCACUAAUUGGACGAGCUGCACACAUUGCCGUCCUUGACUCUGAACUGUUCCUGGAAAAGUUUUUGCUGGUGGCAGGUUUAAACUACUUCAAGUAGCACCCCAUGUUUCUCCUCCUCACUUGCAAAACUCUAAAAUGUUCCAGCAUUUCCAGGUGCUUUCUUAUAGGAAAGCACUAACUGACUUGGUCUUGAUUCUUGAUUACAAACGUCCGUAUAUUAACCAUGUGAAAAACAUGAUUGUAUUGUAAAUAGUACUAAAAAUAAUUUACAUUUCAGAUUAAAUCUAUCUAAAAAAUACUUUCCUGCCUUAAAAUACACACAGAAAUUCAGCAAAGGCUUUCUAUGAGAAGCAACUUGAGUAGGAGAUUCUGAUUUAUCUUUUAUUUAUUGUUUAGCUGUCAUGUGUCAAUCUGCACGUGUUAAAAGAUGGAUAUUGGUUGUUUCCUCUGGAACAAACAUGGCACUGCAUUGGCUUCUCAGACAAAACUCAUGAUUUUGAGUAAAGCCAAAAUGCAAUGAAUGUCACCAGAUAAUUUGCAUGCCUGCACCUGUGCCAGUUUAAUCCCAGGUGCCCCCAACAGCAGCCCAUUUUCCUUUUAUGAGAACUAUUCCUUGCAAUGAUGAGGGACCUGUAUAACAAUGAGUGAAGAAGAAUAAUCAUACAUGGGCGGCAUUAUUGUGGGUUUAGGUGAUAUCAAUUAACGUGCAAAUGGUUCCUGACGCCCAACUGUGAGUUUGGAAAAUUAAUCACUCCCUUGUGCCUGCUGUUUCUUCUAUUAGUUAGUGUGAAGGGCACCCCAGGACUUUUCGUUAAUUUUUCAUUAACGUAUGGAUUAAUUUUAUUCAUAGCUCAGCAAAUGCAAAGACUAAUUGCUUUGUGAGUCUACCUUGGCCCUGUCGAGUGAUUCAUGAUUAAAGUAAAUACCAAAUUAUUGAUGUGUUGAUCAUUCUGAGGAACAUCAAUACUGGGGAAUGGACUAUUAUUUUACUAUGUUCACUAGGGUGAAGCACUCACAGAAAAGGUGUAGCAUGGUUCAAGUUCAUCAUAAACUCAAAGCCUUAGUUUUGUGGAAGGUAAGGAAAGGAAGUUGAUUUGGGUAUAGAGGCGGGCCACACUUUACGAACAUCUGAUCUACAUCAAAUGCUCAAGAAAGCGUAUGAACAAGAUCCCAUAUUAAUUUUAAGGAUCUGACAUGCAAACAUUAUACUUACGAACGGCCGUUCUACUUUGUAGUGUAUUGUGUUCCAGUUUGCGUACAAAUCCACUUAAGACUGAACUCAAGAAUGGAAUGUUUGUCCUAUUGAAAGGGGACAAUUGUUGAGCUACAAAGACAGACAAGGAGCUAGUGGCACAGUGAUCAUAUCACUGCACUAGUAAUCCAGCAGUCCAGUCUGGGGCACAGGUUCAAAUCCGAGUCUAACUCCUGCUGGAAUUUAAAUCCAAAUAUUCAGUCUGGAAGAAAAAGGUGGUCUCAGUCAUGGUGGCCAUGACAGUUAUCACGUGUUGUUAAAAACUGAUCUGGUUCACAAAUGUUCUUCAACAAAGGAAGUCUGUCAUCCUUGCCUGUCCUGGCUGCCUUGUGGCAAUGCGUUUGACACUUGCCUUCACUCUGAUAAGGCCUAACAAGCCACUCUGUUCAAUGAAACUUAGCACUGGAGAACAUAUUCAACAGAAGAAUAGAGAAAACAAAGAGAGCACGGAUCAAAUAGUCAUUCGUUCAGAGAGCCUGCACAGACAGACUCAGCUGGGCACCAGUCUAUGUCAGUUCACAAUUUGUUAAAGAGUCAGAUCACCAAAAUGCUCUGGCUUGAGGGAGAAAGCAAGUACCUGAUGGAAUAAACAUGAACAGUUUGUGUCUGAAAUGGUUUAAUUGGCAGAAUGGAAUGUUUUGAUCUUUAAACUUUAAUUUCUUACUAUGGCUCAUGCUGUAGCUGUAUUGAGAGUAGCUAGACGAAGGUUGUGACUUUGUAUAAAAGCUUCAAUAAGGGGGUUUCAUAGUUAAUGUAUGCUGACUUCCAUGGAAUUAAAAUUGGGAUAGGAUAUGAAAUGGGCUGCUGACUCAUUAUCAUCCAUUUUAUACUGCCGUACAUAGUCAAGAUCGACCCACUUAAUGCUGAGAUUGUUGGAAAAAAAUAGUAAUUCCAUUCCCAAAGCAUUGAUGUGAAAAAAAUAAUUUCUACCAAACAACAAUUUAAUUUAAAAUCAUUACAUCCAAUCAGACAACUUUAAGGGAGAGAAAACAAUCGUAAUCACAUUUGGUUAACUCUUCGUUGACAGCCCUAUUUAAAUCAGGCCCCGCAAACACGCACUGCCUGCUUCUUUCUGUCAGACUCUGUCCUUGAAACUUACAAGUGGAAGGACACAGUCUUAAGGUCAAAAAAUUCAGAACAAAAGUUCUUUCUUGAGUUGACAGGACCUGAUUAAUAUUUUACAAAUCUGUUUGCCAGCAAUAGCCAGUCAGAUUGGGAGGACGGGCUUUUGGCAGAGUAGGGGAGACAACGGCUAAAGACUGGGGUUAUCAGGAGAAACAGUAAUAAGAUAUGUAAUAGUAAUAUGAAAGGUGUCAGAGAAGUUGAGGGAGGAGGAAAGAAAUCUGUGGAGGGGCAGAGAUAUCAUGGAGGGCGCUGAUAUGACUGCAGAGUUUUUGGGCAAUUAGAGACAGCAUGCAAGGAGAUUAUAGCCCACAGCGAGUACCACAAGGAUAUAAGAUCUCACUGAUGUGAGAUCGGAGUCUCAGAGACAUUAACUGGUUUGGUUUGAGGGAGGUGGUUGGUAGUGGGGCUGGGGUAAGUCUCCCAGCCCAGAAGCUGAGCCCUAUAGCCACAUACCUGUUCCAUCCAGCUGUCCUCCCUGCCCUUUAACUGCUGGGCUUCUACAGCCUGGAAAACCCAAUCAGCCAGCAUUAAAGCUGGACCAAGGGAAUUCAUCUCAUUGAGAGAGAUUUGAUCACCAGUACCCUGCCCUCAUCCGGCCUCCAGUAAAAUCAUGAAUAAAUCGAUCUCGUUAGAGACUUUUUACAUUUUUACUUCUCACCUGAUCCAAAAGCACCCACUCUAGAGGGGUUAUGAUUCACCAUUUUCUCCCUCACACAGAGAUCAUGGUGAAGUGAUAUUCCUUUUGAAAAAAGACCUGUUAUUGUUGGAACUUGUUGGCUGAUAGUGUGUCGGCAAAUAAAUCCUAUCAGUUGUUCCAGGAUGUUACGACCAUCAUGAAAUUCUGAUGUCAUUCAGAUGAAAUAGAUUGGUUCAGUUUUUUUUUAAAGGCAGUCAGGCUUCUGGACUAAACUUUCCAAUGAAUGCUGGGAACUGGACUUUGGGACAAUUUAUGCAUCCCAGGCCUAUGCAUCUCAGCGGGAUGCCUACAGCACAACUUUGCCUAAGGCAAACUUCCUUAUCAGGUCAGCUGAAGAUGCUGGAUGGAACAGGAUCGCAGGCAGCCCAGAAGAGGGCCAGCAGCCCCACUGGGAGAGGGUCAUGGCAAAACAGAGUUGCUCUCAAAAAACUGCAGAAGUUUCAUAACAAAGAAAGAGCUAUUAACCCAUCAGGGUGAGGCAGACACCCUGUAUGACACUAGAAAAGUACUUUGAUGUUGAAAAAUAGCCAUUGUGUGGAGUCAUUGUUGCUCACAUGGAGUGUGUUCCCAUGGCGAUCUACCCCUGCAGCUCUUAUCCAUAAGGGGAACAACGUCAGCGAGCCAUUCUAAUAAGGUCUUUUGCUAUUUUCCUUGCCCCACUGCCCUCCCCCACAAACCAGCUCCCAAGGUUACCCAGGAAUAUGCUUUAGCCUCUGUCUUUGUGUCAAUGACACCAGGGAACAAGAAUGUAACUGAAAUUGCAGCUUUGGUGGGGAAUUAAUCUUAAUGUUAGAAUUGGGUUUGAUUUUAUUGUGUUUUGGAUCUCCUUCCAUUAACUGUAUAAGUGCCAGAUCCUACUAUGGUGUGUUAUUGCAUUGGUAAAUAUUUCCAUAUCAUGACAGUAUAAUGUAAGGGCCUAUGUGCACUAUUUAUCUUCCAUAAUUGCUAAUAUUUACAUACUGUGGUAACAUAAUUCUGACAGUAUUUGAGAUUAUACAUGUAAGAAUAUAAAAUCCAGUUUAUAAAUCACACCUUUAAAUGUACUUUUCAUUGAAAUAACAGGGUAAAAGUAAAAUAAGGAAAUGAUUUAUACAUUGGUGCAAUCUGUUACCUAGAUAUUAGUUACUAUUAAUAUAGGCCCAUCAUAUUUGUGCAAUAGAAGUCCAUGGUUAGCUAAUGCCUGCAACUGACAUUUCAAAGUGGCAUCCAUCUCUGGAUUAAUCAAAAUAUGUAAAGAUUUUGCAACAUUAUUUUCAAGCUGGCGUUCUGAAAUAAAGCAGAAACUGUGGAUGAUGAUACAAUGAAUUGAACAGUAUCUGAAGGAGAAGGUAUAGUGGGUUGAAUUUUAUCCUCAUGCAAUUGCGAUAAUGUGGCAGAUUGAAUUAAUUGUCCCUUAUAAAUGCCAAAAAGGAUAGGAUGAAAAUUACAAAGAUUCUAUACUGAAUGAGCAAUUCAUUCUGUCAGAGUGCCGUCCAUUGUGAGUAGAGAAAAGUUAACACAAAUAUAUUUGGUACAAAACUGAUUUGGAUGUUUUUUUCAUUUCCUUUCUAAUCAAUCUGCAGUUAGGAACUAACAAUUUGUUAGUCCCUGGUCUUUUCUGUGCAAGAUUUGCUUUAACCAUAUUUCUGUUUUGUAUUUUCUGUCUUUCCACUCACCUACUCUUAUCAAUAUUCCUCUAAGGGGAAAAAAGACCUUACCUUUUCAUUAUAAUAAAAU